UUAAGUGAACCUAAACCCGAUUCAACAAAUCCGCAUACGCUGCCUCAAGAGGCCAAGACUACGUCGGGUAAACACGGCAGCGUAAUGCUCCGGCAUCGUUGAAAAUGUGGCGGAAUAACCGAUUAAUCGGCAACUACACGAAAACCGCCACUGCCAUCAUGCUCUUCAUUCCAUCAUUCUCUUCUUCUCAGACCCUAACUCUCAGAUCACUGCGAACCCUCAUCGCACUCGCCUCAAACCCUAUUACUCUCCUCACACCGCCGCAGUUACCACAUCAGCCCUUAGGGGUUCAGCCGCCGCGCUCUUCGCUAACCCUAAGUCUAUGCCGAUUCUCACAUUCUUCUACAUCUUCUCCGAUUCCAACGACUGCUCGUGAUUUGUUUGGCUCUAGUUCGAACUAUAUAGGGGCUAAAUGUAUUUCUUCUUUUUCGUCUUCGGCUUCCUCCUCCUCCUCCUCCCCGUCGUUUUCGGUCGCUGAUACGCUGGAGUGGGAUGAACCUGCUGUGUGCGCAGAGGUUGAGGAUUCCGGCGAUGAUUUUGUGACUGACGAGGACGUUAAGCCGCCCAUUUCUGUAAGGGCUUAUUUCUUCUCUACCAGUGUGGAUUUGAGAAGUCUGGUGGAACAGAACAGACCCAAUUUUAUCCAGCCUACAUCACGCAUGACUAAUUACAUUGUAUUGAGGUUUGGCAGCAACAAGCCUGAGCAUAUUGGUUUGGGUUCGAGUUUAAGUGGGAGUGAAAGCAGCUACAUGGUAGUUUUUCAGUAUGGCUCCAUUGUCUUAUUCAAUGUCCGUGAUCAUGAAGUUGAUGAGUAUCUGAAUAUUGUAAAAAGUCAUGCUUCAGGAUUGCUCCAAGAGAUUAGAAAAGAUGAGUAUGAGGUGAAAGAGAAACCAAGUUUGGACACAUGGAUGCAAGGUGGGUUGGAUUAUAUAAUGCUGCAGUAUUUGAACAUUGAUGGGAUUCGUACAAUUGGCAGUGUUUUAGGUCAAAGUAUAGCUCUCGAUUACUAUGUUCGCCAGGUUGAUGGGAUGGUUGCAGAAUUCACUGAUAUAAACCGUGGCAUGGAAAAAACUGGAACUUUCACCAUGAAAAGGAAAAAGCUUUUUCAGUUGGUGGGGAAGGCAAAUUCAAAUCUUGCUGAUGUCAUACUUAAGCUCGGACUUUUUGAGAGAUCUGAUAUUGCAUGGAAGGAUGCGAAAUAUGCACAGAUAUGGGAGUAUUUAAGAGAUGAAUUUGAGUUGACUCAGCGUUUCGCGAGUUUGGAUUUUAAGUUGAAGUUUGUUGAGCAUAACAUUCGGUUUCUUCAAGAGAUUUUGCAGAACAGGAAAUCGGAUUUUUUGGAGUGGCUGAUUAUAAUAUUGAUAGGUGCUGAAAUUCUUAUAUCUGUUUAUGACAUUGCUCAUAAAUCUGUCACAUCCCUAUAAAACAGUGUAUAUGUGGGUGGAAAUGGCUAAAUUAUUUAAGUGUGUGACUUGGAAUGUUAGCUUGAUUUUAGUUGAUGUUUGUUAUAUAUUUACAAAGAGAAUAAAGUUCAAGAAGAUAGUUUUUUGAUUC
Lactuca sativa (garden lettuce) is the source of this 1554-nucleotide messenger RNA. RefSeq names its product protein RETARDED ROOT GROWTH-LIKE. The record is from RefSeq and is a predicted model, not a curated record. Lineage: Eukaryota; Viridiplantae; Streptophyta; Magnoliopsida; Asterales; Asteraceae.